Molecule: messenger RNA, 3009 nt
Organism: Benincasa hispida (wax gourd)
Lineage: Eukaryota; Viridiplantae; Streptophyta; Magnoliopsida; Cucurbitales; Cucurbitaceae
Product: U-box domain-containing protein 52-like
Biological process (GO): protein phosphorylation
Molecular function (GO): protein kinase activity; ATP binding
Source: RefSeq, a predicted model, not a curated record
UGGUUACGUCUCUGUUAUUUGGAUUCCAAAACAGAGCAUGCAUUGGAGGGAUGAUAUGGUUUCUUCUACAACUCUUCAAAGCAAUGCGUCGCUUUCAGUUUAGAAAAUCCGCGUUACAGAGAGGUUAAGCUACAGCUACUUUCUUCUUCAUAACCCUAAUUUUAGCAAUCACAGAUUGGAUUUGAGGUUCUUGGCGAAGAAGAUGGUGCUCCCUUUCUUGUUUCUGUUCCCCAAAUUUAGUAAAACAAUCGUAAUCAAACCCACUCCCCACUCCCUUUACAGCAACUUACAUUCUUUUCGUUUCUCCUCACCGUAUUCCAAUUCCGUCAGCUCUGUCGACGGCAGUGGGUGCGUUUUCGGGCUAUGGAAACUCCCGUAGCUGAAGAAGAAACCAACGAUUCACAUUCCACUGCCCACACGGUGAUCGCGAUUAGUAGGGAUAAGAACAGUCAAUAUGCGGUUAAAUGGGCUGUGGAACAUCUGCUCAACAGGAAGAACACUGGCGAUUGCAUCCUUAUUCAUGUUCGGGACCAGAGCUUGCAUCCCCGUAGAGGAGGCGGAUACGGUUCCUAAGGAGUGUCGUCCACCGACUGAAGCUGAGUUGCAUCAGUUCUUCCUUCCCUAUCGAGGAUUCUGUGCACGAAAAGGAAUAGUCGCAAAGGAGAUAAUCAUCCAUGACAUUGACGUUCCAAGUGCACUAAUUGACUAUGUCAGUAAACACUCCAUUAGCAAUAUUGUUGUGGGUGCUUCCAGCCGGAAUGCUAUUUUGAGGAAGUUCAAGAAUCCUGAUGUCCCAACGUCCUUACUCAAAUCAACUCCAGAAUCAUGCUCUGUAUAUGUCAUAGCUAGAGGAAAAGUUCAUACUAAGAGAUUGAGAAAGCGACAUAAGUCACAAACUGAUGCAAGAGAAACACGAACCAGAACUCCACAAAUCGGCAGGUCUCUAUCAAAAAUACAAAAAUCAGCAUAUUCUAAUAUCUCAGGACUAUCUGAAGAUAUAAACAGGGAUAGUUCUGGCACCAGUAAUGAUUCAAUGUCAGGCAUUAGUGACUUUUCGGGGCCUCUCAGUUUCAAAUCAAUUGAUACAUCCUUUGAGAACACAGAUUUUUCCUUAACCACCUCCUCAGAGAAUAGUUCGAGGAGCUUUGUUUCCUCUAACACCCCGCCUUCCAUCGAAUCUGAGAUGAGAAAGUUGAGGUUUGAAAUCAAACGGACAAUGGAAAUGUAUGAUUCAGCUUCCAAGGAAGCUGUAAUAGCAAAACAAAAGGCAAAGGAACUCCAACAGUUGAAGAUGGAAAUGGAAGAAGACAGAAAAAAUGAGCACAGUAAAUCUGCAGAAGAGACUCUAACAGCAUUGGCAGAGUUUGAGAAGCAGAAGAACAAGGCUGCGACAGAAGCAGCUCUAAUGGCACAGAAGUUGGCUGAACUAGAGACCCAGAAACAACGAAUUAUUACUGAAGAAAAAGCUAGGAUUGAGGCAGAGGAGAGGAAGAAAACAAUGGAGUUAUUUGAACACAGUAAUAUCUGCUAUAGACGCUACAGCAUUGACGAGAUUGAAGCUGCAACAGAUCAUUUUAAUGAGUCAAACAAGAUUGGUGAGGGUGGCUAUGGACCUGUUUACCAAGGCUCACUUGAUCAUACUUCCGUUGCCAUUAAGAUCUUGCGACCAGAUAGAUCUCAUGGGCAGAGACAAUUCCAGCAAGAGAUUGAGGUUCUAAGCCGCAUGAGGCAUCCACACAUGGUUCUCCUCUUAGGUGCAUGCCCAGAAUACGGUUGCCUUGUUUAUGAAUUUAUGGAAAACGGGAGUUUGGAAGACCGUCUCUUCCAAAAAGAUAACACUCCUCCAAUCCCCUGGAGAACCCGUUUCAAGAUAGCUUCUGACAUUGCCACUGCCCUACUCUUCCUUCAUCAAAUGAAGCCAGAACCUGUAGUGCAUCGUGAUCUCAAGCCAGCCAACAUUCUCUUAGAUCAAAACUACGUGAGCAAAAUAGGCGACGUGGGUUUGGCCAGGCUAGUUCCACCAUCAGUUGCCGAUAGUGUCACUCAAUAUCACAUGACUGCUGCAGCUGGAACCUUCUGUUACAUUGAUCCAGAAUAUCAACAAACAGGAAUGUUGGGGGUGAAAUCAGAUAUUUACUCAUUUGGUGUUCUGCUACUUCAGCUCAUCACUGCAAGGUCACCCAUGGGUCUUUCAUAUCAGGUUGAGGAGGCCAUUGAACAUGGCAGAUUCCCACAGAUACUUGAUCCUGCAAUUACAGAUUGGCCUAUUGAAGAUACUCUAGGACUCGCUCAAUUAGCCCUGAAGUGCUGUGAGCUAAGGAAAAGAGAUAGGCCUGACCUCCGUUCAGUUCUAUUGCCAGAACUAGUCAGGUUAAGAAAUCUGGGGUCCGGCGAAAUGCCACCAAAGGGCAAGCUCCCAAAUGUCAACAAACCACAUGAUCAAUGGGCGGCUAACUCGGCUCCAAUUUUGAAGGGAUCAGAAAGUGAGAUCUAUGUGAGAAAAAGAUGGCAGCGAUUGAAAGCGAAUACGAGAUUUUGGAGCCAAAAGGGUAUUGGUUUGAAUACCGUUUCUCCACAGAUAAAGAAAAAGUGGAGCUGGAGCAACAGUGAUGCAAAUGUCUUAAAUAUGCCAUUACCAAUGAGUGGAAAACGAGUUGAUGUAAUGUCAAAGAAGCAGCAGCAAAGCAGCUCUGAACGCUGUUGGUCUUUUGCAAGUUGUGCUUCUGCUGCUAGUAUGGGGUUGAAGAAACUACACUCCUUUUCAUAAAAAAGAAAAAAUAAAAAUAAAAAAGAGAGAGAAUUUAUUGUGUAAUUUCAUUGUUUUUAUAUUUCUGUUCUUUCUGACCAAGCACUUAAAUUCACUUGUGAUUGCCUGCAAAUGUGGUGUUUGUUCCCACAUCAACAACCCACUUGCAAGUUGUAAGUUGUAAGUUGUAAGUUGUAUUUCAUUUCAUCACACUUGGGUUAUAUUCUAUUAAUUAAUUAUAAAUCAGUGAACUUUCUGAUUCA